Molecule: messenger RNA, 3748 nt
Organism: Salmo salar (Atlantic salmon)
Lineage: Eukaryota; Metazoa; Chordata; Actinopteri; Salmoniformes; Salmonidae
Source: RefSeq, a predicted model, not a curated record
AUGGAAGUGGUGGAGAAGGCACUUAAAAAUCAUGUAUUCCCUACUGGUAUGAUGAGACAGGUGCAUCGUGUCACCAACUUUAUUAAACCAUCUUCACCCACAGACUACACCACAAUAAAAUUAUCACAGAACACACACCAGUGGAUGCAAAACAACAUGUACAUACUACAGACACAUUACCAGUCAGUCACCCACACCAUUAAACAACAAAUAAACACACCCAACACUUUGGCACUGACAAUCGCAAUAGGCUGGGCACAUAAGAGGUACAAACAUAAACUGACACCCACCACCAUCACUAGAGUGGAAACCAUUUUGGAACUCCCUCAGGCCUCUUCCUCUCCCCAACUAACAACUAUACGGACAAACACAAUACGAGACCAACCACAUACACUUCCAGCAAUAGAACACACCCCACUACAAAUUUCCCCACCAACGAUACCAACUCCAACCCCAGUGCCCCCUCUCUCCUCAACAGAGGAAUUUCCACCUUUAUCAAAGCCUCGCCCCCUGCCAAAAAGACAACCAUCAUACUUACGGACACUAUCACUGGGAAAACAACCGACCCUGAGUGAAACCUAUAACCUUCGCAUACAGACUCUUUCAAAAACACAUCUCCACUCCCUACCCUCAACAUCCACUUUCACUGAUUCUUCCCUUUCCAAUCAAAAAGGAGAGGUAAGAAUAGCAACCCCUAUAACUGAAGAGGAGAAAUGGAAAAGCCCAGUGGGUCCCCCUACUCCCAAAGCAGCCACUCCUAUCAUAGCCCAGGUUCACCACACAGUCAACAGUCAAACAGAAACCAAAGCAGCCACUCCUAUCAUAGCCCAGGUUCACCACACAGCCAACAGUCAAACAGAAACCAAGGCAGCCACUCCUAUCAUAGCCCAGGUUCACCACACAGUCAACAGUCAAACAGAAACCAAAGCAGCCACUCCUAUCAUAGCCCAGGUUCACCACACAGCCAACAGUCAAACAGAAACCAAGGCAGCCACUCCUAUCAUAGCCCAGGUUCACCACACAGUCAACAGUCAAACAGAAACCAAAGCAGCCACUCCUAUCAUAGCCCAGGUUCACCACACAGCCAACAGUCAAACAGAAACCAGUACACCUACAGUCACACCUAUUAAACAAAACACAAACUGCAAAAAAGUACAGGGUAAUGUAUCAAUACUAUUAAGAGACAUAAUUACAUCUGCUCCUCUUUCACCCAUAGGAGGCGCCAGGCAAGGGGUACAGACAAGGAGAGGGCAAUUCAAGGGGAGUAUGAUGAUGAUCAAAGGGCAAGACAAUGGGCAACACCCCAAAGCUCCCAGAUCCGAACCCCCACAAACAACUAAUAUCGUUGUGCCUCUGCCUGUCCAGGACCCCUGUACGACUGGCGCCUCAAAAUACCCACCAUCAUCCCCACCACAACCCCAUCUUCAAUCCCAACCACAGCCCAAACCCACACACCCUCCCCAAAAACCCUUCUAUCACAAAGCUAGGCCGAAUUAUAAGGUGACAGAUUGGAACAUUGAAGGACACACACCAAUACUCAUCAUAGGAGACUCAAACCUCAACCGGAUCCCACCAUUCAAUAACCCCAACAUCCAAGUCGACAGUUAUCCAGGGGCAACAUUCUAUCAUUUCACAAAGGUACUGGAGAAAACCCCCAUACAUACAGACACGGCGACUGUUGUUAUCUCGGUGGGUUUGAACAACAAGGAUCACGACCCAUUCCAAACAUCAUUAAAACAGUUGUCAGGUAUGCACAAGGAGGCAAAGAAAACAUUUCCAAACGCAACAAUAUACAUUCCUGUCAUCAGCCAUUCACCUCUUCUUACUUCACAGCAGAAGAGAAACCUUAAGCUCAUCAAUGCUUAUAUUACCACUAACUUCCCAACCCUAUUAGAGAUUCCACAAGAUACAUUUCAUACAACAACAGAUCUCAUACACUGGACAUCCACCACAGCAGACCUCAUCUUUCAACACUGGUGCAGACAGUUAAAUUUACAUUAACCACAAGCCACAGUCUGGAUAGAAAUAAUCUUUCUUUCAAUCUCUCUCCUUCCCUAAUAACCGGUGCAGAUCCUCCACCAGGGGGAGCAGUGGACCAGUCAACAUCUAAUAUCAUGAAUCUUUCCAAAUCCUUCAUACCCACAGCAGCACAGGUAAAGCUCCUGGAGAGAGGGUUGACAUUCAUCCCUCGCCCAAACAAAUUUGAUUGGGAGGAACUUCAAAGGGACACUCACAAAUAUCAUAGAAGACUUAAACUGUUGGACUACUUUGACUAUAACACAGACGACAACCACCAACCAUUUACCUUACCAUCUACCUGGGAACCUAAAACCUCCCAGAUAGAUGGUAGAAUCAGGAGAUUAAUCAGAACAGACAAGAACACACUUCACAACCACCAGAUUCACACGGAUAGGGAGGAUAACCUCACACACGUAGAAAGACAGGCAAUACAACAACUUAAAAAUAACCCACACAUAAUCAUCAAACCAGCAGAUAAAGGUUCAAAAAUAGUAAUAUUGGAUAAACAUCAAUACAUGUAUGAAGCCAACAGACAGCUAUCCAACACCAAACAUUAUAAACCAAUAGAAAAUAGUAUACAACCACAGACACAGACACAGUUAAGGACAAUAAUAAAAAGACUCUACGACCAACACUACAUCACAGCAAAACAACGGGACUUUCUCUAUGGCACAGAUACUCCACGACCUAGACUAUUCUACUUACUGUUAAAAGUACACAAGGAACCAGGGACAUGGACAAUUCCCUUUGAAGUUCCUCCUGGCAGACCGAUUGUGUCAGACUGCAAUAGUGAAUCCUAUAACAUUUCACAAUACAUAGAUCAUUAUAUUAACCCUCUCUCCACCAGGCACCCCAGCUUUCUCAGGGACACUUAUCACUUCAUGGAGAGGAUUGGACCCAUAGUUGUUCCCUCCAACACACACAUAUUCACCAUAGAUAUUGAUAGCCUGUAUACUAAUAUAAAUACAGCAACAGGAAUACAAGCAAUUAGAAAUAUCUUUAAGAGAUACCCAGACAACACUAGACCGGACACAGAAAUAUUACAACUAUUAGAAAUCAGCCUGACUAGCAAUGACUUUUUAUUCAACGAUCACUAUUACCUGCAGGUGGAGGGAACAGCUAUGGGCAAAAAAUUCGCACCUGCUUACGCCAACAUAUACAUGGCUGAAUGGGAGAGAGAGGCACUGGCCAAGUGUCCAUAUCAACCCACUUUUUAUUACCGGUUUUUAGACGACAUAAUAGGAGCCUGGCCCCACGACAUCCAAUUAUUCACAGACUUUAUGAACAUUCUCAACAGCCAUCAUUCAUCAAUUAAGGUUAAAUACACAAUUCAUCCGCAAGAAGUCAACUUCUUAGACACAACAGUGUUUUUCAGUAAUAACAAUCAACCACAGAAAACACUACACACUAGAGUCUACUUCAAACCAACAGACACACAUGCUUUACUCCAUAAACACAGUUACCAUCCUAAACAUACAUUUAAGGGAAUAAUAAAAUCACAAAUCAUACGGUUCUACAGGAUAUCAUCUUGCAAGCAAGACCUGGAUUAUGCAAUAAAUACACUAUUCAAUGCAAUCAGAAGAAGAGGAUAUUCAAAACGAUUUUUAAGAACCAUUAAAAACAACACAUUGGCAGUCCUCUCUCCCAUUCAUCCAACCCUCACAGACCACAUCAAACCAUCCACCUCUCUUAAUCUCAUUCUUUUAACAGAAUAAAACAAUAAAACCAA